AACGUCACAUUCAUGCGUUCCCCCCUGCUUUUGUGUCCGGGAGCGUAAUCUUUUCCUUCCGAAUACGUUUCUCUCCCGAGAAAUACACGCAUGACACGGCGGGUUUAAUAUCAGGAGGUGAUCCCGGAUUCCCCAGCUGUCCGAAUCCAAUAUUUGGGUCCCCUCCUCCUUCCCUCCCUCCCCCGCUGGCGGGCAGGCAGCAGGUCGCCAUGGAAAACUCGUCGGUGGCGUCCGCGUCCUCGGAGGCUGGCAGCACGCGCUCGCAGGAGAUCGAGGAGCUGGAGCGCUUCAUCGACAGCUAUGUGCUGGAGUACCAAGUGCAAGGCCUACUGGGAGACAAGAGCGAGACAGACCUAGACGGAGACAACAAGCCCCAGUCCCACAUUUCACAGUGGACAGAGGACUGCAAUGACAAGAAGGACGGGAGUUGGUCACCCUCGUGGGGGAGGGGCUCCACCAAACCAGAUGAGUGGGAUCACAGUAGUAAUGGCAGUACAGGGUCCAGGCCCAGCUCUGGCUCUAGACCUGGUUCAGGCUCCAGGUCUGGUAGCAGAGGGAGGAACAACCAAUUCAGAGGGCCAGCCAAGGUACAGAACGGGAACAGAGAAGGGUCAUUUGACAUCCUGGGUACUGACAUCUGGGCUGCUAACACCAUGGACUCUCAUGGGUAUGUCAUGGGGGCGACGUGGGACCUCCAGCCUGAGAAGCUGGACUUCAGCCAGUUCCACAGGAAACCCUUCCGGGGAACACCAAAGCACCUCCCACACAUCGACAGAGAGGGAUCUGAAAGCCCAUACAUCCCUCCCAUUGAUCCUCUUCCAUGGGAUAAACAUGAAAAUGAUGAUGCUGGUCCAUUCCAUUACUACUUAGAACUGAUGAUGAAAGGCAAGUUUGAAUAUGAUGAUGGGAUCAACCUGAACGACAUGGAGAAGUUCCUGCCAGGCCUUACCGGAUUCCCGCCCCUGCCCAACGAAGCUGAGAUCGCACACACCAAAAAGCUCUUCCGUCGCAGGAGGAACGACCGACGUGGCGUGCACCACAUCAUCCAGGACCAUCUAGGCCUAACCGUGCUGCUGCCGCCCAGGGGGAAACGACAAGUCAGUGUCAGGAGACAGCAGCAGCAGAGACCACCGGGGGGAGGAGGAGGAGACCGGAAGACACAGAAUCUUCAGCAGCAGCAGUCUCCACAACAAAAACCUCCAUCUAAUCAACAACAACAACCAGUCAAUCAACAGCAGAAUGACCAGCAGCAGCCCGGGCCAGGGGGCAACGCCAGACACCCUCGUGACCAGCAGCAGCAGGGAGGACAGUGUGGGGGUAGCCAUGGGCAGCAGUUCCAGGGCCACGAUGGGCAGCACCAGGGGCCCCCCCACCAUGGCUACAGCCAGAACCGCCGCUGGCACCACAACCAGCAGGGGCAGGGAGGAGGACAGGGACUGCGGGUGCAGGGUGGCCCGGCAGGGGACAGAGAUAGGGGGGCAACCCCAACGGGAGACGGAGACAAGGGGGCACCACCGAGAAAAACCAAAGAGACUGAGAAUGUAAAGGCAGCGGAGGCCAUCACCAGGCUGGAGCCAGAGAGCUCCAGGGGCCCCAAUGAGGGGCCUCCCAGCCAGCCUGGGGGCCAGGGUGGCCCUAAAGUCAGUCUUCUGCCGUCGUCCAAGGAGAGGCUGAGGAGGAGGCUAAAAGACAAGGAAGAGGCGAUCGUGUCCCCAGUGGGCCCCCAGCGGAGCCGUAUGGACCGCUUGCUGGAGAUCCUGAACAGCAUGAGGAACAACAGUGCCGGGGUGGACGGCCAGCUCAGCUCCUUCAUGGAGGAGGCCCAGACCUCGGCCCAGUCAGAAGAGAGCCUGGCCCAGAUCGUCUCUACUAUCUAUGGCAAGGCCCUCAGCGACAGGAGCUUCGCCGCUACUGCUGCCAGACUCUGUGACAAGAUGGCCCUGUUCAUGGUGGAGGGGACCAAGUUUAGAUCAUUGCUACUCAAUACGUUACAGAAGGACUUCUCUCGUCGGGAGGAGCUGCAGGCGUCUGACGUGGAGCGCUGGUUGGGGUUCAUCACCUUCCUGUGUGAGAUGUUUGGAACAAUGAGGUCCAGCGCCGGAGAACCCUUCAGAGUCCUGGUCUGUCCCAUAUACACCUGUCUCAGAGAGCUGCUGGAGUCUCCAGAGGUGAAGGAGGAUGCAGUCCUCUGUUAUUCUAUGGAGCUGCAGUCUACAGGUCGUCUCCUGGAGGAGCAGCUUCCAGAGAUGAUGACAGAGCUCCUGGCUGCGGCCAGGGACAAGAUGCUGUGUCCGGCCGAGUCCCAGCUGACUCGCUCCCUGCUCAUGGAGGUGAUCGAGCUGCACGCCAACCACUGGACCCCUCUGGAGGCCCUCACCACACAGUACUACAACAGGACCAUUCAGAAGCUCACCACUGCCUAGCCCCCCAGGCCCAGGCCGCCUGGCCCACAGGUCAGACACAUGGAGGCCUGAGAUGGGUUGAUGGCUGGGAUGCAUGGGGUGGGACUGGACAUGGGACCGUACAGGGUCGCAGAACAUAAUUGAGUGGCCCCAUACCAGACUGCAAAUGGGUUUAAGGAGAUGGGACUGGGACUGACAAGACAUACAGACAGACCUGAAAUCCAUGCAAAAACAAGACAAACACUACACCACGGACACAGACAGAAGAGACUGGCCACUGGCCAUGCUGCCUGCACACAGUUGACUGUGGGGGCUUGCCUGGUCAUUGAGAUGGGUGGAGGACAAAGAGACAGCAUGAUGUUGGGGGGGGAGAGGAGAGGGUUGGAGCAGCAGCCGCCUGUCCUUGGUGAACAGAGAGUCUCCUCAGAGGUUAAAAAGAGAAGAAGCAGGGGGUCCAGGGAGAUUUCUUUCUCUCUUUUGUGUUCGUGUGCCAACCACCCUUCCUCCUUUCUAUGUUUUUCUCCUUUCUCUAUCUCCCCUCCUCCUCCUCCUCUCUGUUCCAGACCCUUCCACCCCAGGGCCUCUGUGGCUGACUGGGGAGGUCAAAUGGCCAGACUGCAGGGCUAGGUUCCAGUCAGGCCUGCCUUUGUCCUCCCUCUCCCCCAGAGGCGCUUUGUGUGGCUGAGACACUGGGACACUGGGACACUGGCUGGCGCACUCUGGAUCGCUGGCUGGGUAGCAGAUGGCUUCUGGCGCCUCAGUGGGCUGGCUGCAAGACACACUCCCAGUCCCACAUACACUCCAGCCCCAGCCAAGGCCAACCCAUCCUCCAACUCAGGCUAACCCUAUCCCAGCCAGGCCGCUGACAGAAGGGGGCAGUGGGUUUGUCCUGGGGGCCAGUGGGGCUAGGGACUGCUUUAUUGUGGCUUUUGUUGUCAUUAUCAUUUUCAGAGGGGUUUAAUUUCCUCUGUCCAUGCUUUUGUUACCUUUGUUAUCAGUAAUAUUCUAUUAUAUUAUUGUUACUAUUAUUAUUGUGAUGUCUUUUAAAUCGUGUAGAUAUGUAUGAUAAUGGAAUAUUUUAGGGUAGAUGUAUUGCACAGGUUUGAUUUGUUUUGCACUGUUUUAAGGCGAUUACUUGUUUUAAAAGUCAAAAAAAAAAUAAUAGAAGAUUUUAAACUGUGGUAUGGAUAAAUACUAGCAUUAAAAAGCCUCAAUAGGUUUGAGGGGUUCGUUGACUAGAGAGGGAAGGUUUAGCCAGAAGGAAGAAUCAUAGAAAUUAUGGAUUUGAAGAAGUCAGUCAGACUAGUGGCCUUGUGAACUAUAACUACAUUUAUAGAGUUGCGUCCUUGUUGUUUUGGAAGAAAAGGCCAAGAGAGAUGGAGAGUGCUUGCCGAGUGACCUGCAAAAUGCUGAUUCUUCUUCCAGAGGAAGGAAGAGAAAAUGAAACAAAAGAAAAACGAGCAUGAUACAAAUCGCUUCUUCAAAUGUUCUCCUGUUCAAGCAGCCAUUUUGCAAUGUUGGACAUUUUGCAACUCUUUAUAUCUGUAUGAUGAUGAAGUAUUUGCUUUUGAGAGAGAGAGAGAAAAAAUAAUCUUAUUUUACAGAUUAUAAAAAAUAUAUAUAUAUGAUAUAAUGUAGUAUGUGAUUCGCAUUACUCUGGCUUCUGCAAAUGUGUGUACAACAAUAUUGACAUGUAUCAACGCAAUCAUCAUUAUGUAAUACAAUGAUAUGUAAUCCAAUAUACAGUAUAUACCAGUAUUUAAGACAUGGAUGCCAGAUCUAGGAGGGCAUGGUGUAAAGCGAGACAAGGCCUAUGUCCCAAUUAUCUAUCCUUCUAAAGUGUGCGCUUGUUCACUUCCCUUCCCUGAUUUGAAAGGAAAUGACUGGUAUAAGAAAGAUUAUAUUAUCUAGCCCAUGCCUCCUCUAAUCCAAUGCUUUUAGGUUUGUGGGAAAUAGUAAACGAGUGUACACUUCAGGUGAAAGGAGAUAUUAUUGGCACCCAUGAUGAUUAGCUAUAGGGUUGUAUAGGGUUGUGGUUGUGUGGAUAGGAGGUGGCCUUUCCAUGUGUUCUUACUAUGGCUUCAGCUCAUGUUGAAUGAACUGCUCAUUCUGGGGCAGUCUGUCCGUCCUAGUACUACUAGUGUUACUAGCUCCUGAUUUCCCAUUGAAUUGAAUCUCUGGGCAGUUUUGUGUUAUUUCUUUCUGUCUUGCAUCAAGAAUCCAAAUCUUUAAUGUAGGCAUCCAAAACAAUAGGGUAUUUUUUAAAACAAUUUAAAUAAUUUGGAGAUGCAGAUAACUGGCAAAAUAAAGGAAACACCAACAAUAGGGCGUUGGGACACCAUGAGCCAGAACAGCUUCAAUCACCUUGGCGUAGAUUCUACAACUGUCUGGAACUCUAUUGGAGGGAUGCGACACCAUUCUUCCACUAGAAAUUCAAUCAUUUGGUGUUUUGUUGGUG
Coregonus clupeaformis (lake whitefish) is the source of this 4860-nucleotide messenger RNA. Its product is annotated as CBP80/20-dependent translation initiation factor. Gene Ontology annotation, molecular function: RNA binding; translation activator activity; protein binding. The coding region runs from base 210 to 2423 and encodes 737 amino acids. The record is from RefSeq and is a predicted model, not a curated record. Gene Ontology annotation, cellular component: cytosol. Gene Ontology annotation, biological process: regulation of translational initiation. The transcript is spliced from 15 exons. NCBI's taxonomy places the organism in Eukaryota, Metazoa, Chordata, Actinopteri, Salmoniformes, Salmonidae.